AUGUCUAUGGACCUGGACGAGCCUGUCCCAAUUUCGGACAUUAGUGCGCAGCAGCAACCAGAAGCAACAAUCCUCUGCUACAACUGUGGCAGUCCUAUAGACGGAACCUCAUCUGCCGGCGCACUUUGUAAUGACUGUAUUCGAACGACGGUCGACGUAACGCAAGACAUUCAACGGGAGUCGACUCUCCAUUUCUGCAAAGAUUGCGAGAGGUGGCUACAGCCUCCAAAUACAUGGCUCACUGCUGCUUUGGAAUCACGAGAGUUGCUAGCUCUAUGCCUGCGGAAACUGAGAGGCCUGUCGAAAGUUCGGAUUAUUGAUGCAAGCUUCAUCUGGACAGAGCCACAUUCAAGGCGGAUCAAGGUUAAAAUAACUAUCCAACAAGAGGCUUUCCAAGGAACCAUCCUCCAACAGACAUUCGAGGUUGAGUACGUUGUCUCAACACAGCAGUGUCCGGACUGUGCCAAGUCGUUCACACACCAUUCUUGGCGCGCAUGUGUCCAGGUGCGCCAGAAGGUCCCUCACAAGAGAACCUUCUUGUACCUCGAGCAACUGAUAUUGAAACACCGAGCACAUCGUGAUACAAUCAACAUCAAAGAGGCAAAAGAUGGAUUGGACUUCUAUUUUGCGCAACGAAACCAUGCCGAAAAAUUAGUGGAUUUCCUGUCAUCUGUGACCCCUGUGCGACUUAAGAAAUCCCAAGAGCUUAUAUCUAUGGACAUUCACGAAUCGACACGUUCCUACAAGCUGACGUUCUCAAUUCAGCUGAUUCCUAUUUGCAAGGACGAUCUUGUAGCGCUUCCAUUGAAACUGGCUAGAUCAUUAGGCAACAUUUCGCCAUUGACGUUGUGUUAUCGGGUCGGCACUUCAAUUAACCUCCUUGACCCCAACACGCUACAGACCGCCGAUGUUCCGACACCAGUAUACUGGAGGUCACCAUUCAGCAAUCUUGCCGAUGUAAAAGAUCUUGUCGAGUUCAUUGUCGUUGACAUCGAACCGGUUGGAGAGUCCAAAGGACGCUUCUUUCUAGCUGAAGUAACGGUUGCACGUGCGUCAGAUCUAGGAGUUAACAAUACUACAUAUUUCACGAGGACCCAUUUGGGAGGCGUACUUCAUGUCGGAGAUUCAGCUUUAGGCUACCAUUUGACCGGCACGAAUUUCAAUGAUCCCAAUUUCGAAGCUAUUGAGGAAAGCGGUCAAUACAGCUCGACCAUACCAGACGUUAUUCUAGUUAGGAAACAUUACGCUCGCAAGAAGAAGCCUAAGUCUCGAAACUGGAAACUUAAGCGUAUGGCUCUUGAAGAAGAAGAAGAAGUUGGUGGCCGCAAGCAAGAUCAAGAUCGCUUGGAAGCCGAUUUUGAAAUGUUUUUGCGUGACAUUGAAGAAGACCAAGAGCUUCGAAGCACUCUUUCCCUUUAUAAAUCUAAGAAUGACCAUCGCAACACCACGAAAAAGAUGGAUGUCAUCGAAGACGCUAAUGAGAUGGACGAAGACGAAAGUGAUGAUGAAGCGCCUAAAAUCAAUAUGGAUGAAUUGCUCGAUGAGUUUGAUGAGUUGAACAUGGAAGACGCCGAGUAA
This is a messenger RNA of Talaromyces proteolyticus, 1578 nucleotides long. RefSeq names its product nonsense-mediated mRNA decay protein 3. The transcript is spliced from 5 exons. Gene Ontology annotation, molecular function: ribosomal large subunit binding. Bases 1 to 1578 code for a protein of 525 amino acids. Gene Ontology annotation, cellular component: nucleus; cytoplasm. Gene Ontology annotation, biological process: ribosomal large subunit export from nucleus. NCBI's taxonomy places the organism in Eukaryota, Fungi, Ascomycota, Eurotiomycetes, Eurotiales, Trichocomaceae. The record is from RefSeq and is a predicted model, not a curated record.